GCAUAAAUUCUUUAAUAAUCCGAACUAAAAAAUUCUUAUCAUUUUAACUGUAGUGUAAAUAUUUAAUUAAUUCUGAUUAGUGUUAUUUUAUUCAAUACUUUGUUGCAAGUUAUUUUGGUCUUCUUGUUGUGAGUUAUUUUGAUGCAGUGAUUAAUAUUUACCGCAGUAAUCCAGACGUGCAGAGUAGAUUAAGUGCAUGUUUCAGCUUACAAGUACCAUUGUAAGCAAACUGAUAUACCGUAGACCAUAUUAUUCGAACUACAUCCUUUGUAAGCUGAAGCCUUCAUCUAUUGGAACAAGAAUGGAAGCCUGCAAGAACAGGGAAUGUGUCACUCAGUUGCCCCAAGAGAAUGCAUUAGUGUCCAAGAAGUACUAUCGCCGGGCUGAGCACAGAAUAUUUGUAAACAGAUCGUUACAUUUAGAAAAUGUUAAAUUUUAUGGAUUUGACAUGGACUACACAUUGGCAGAAUACAAAUCACCGCAGUAUGAAACGUUAGGAUUUAAUUUAACCAAAGAAAGAUUAGUACACAAGGGAUAUCCUCGUGAAAUUUUAGAAUUUGAAUAUGACCCUUCGUUUCCAGUAAGAGGCCUAUGGUUUGACACAUUAUAUGGUAACUUGUUAAAGGUAGACGCAUACGGAAACAUUUUAGUAUGCGUGCAUGGAUUCGAAUUUUUAAAACACUCACAGGUGUAUGAAUUAUAUCCUAACAAAUUCUUGACGCUAGACGAAUCUAGAGUAUACGUACUGAAUACGUUGUUUAACUUACCAGAGACCUACUUGAUAGCAUGUUUGAUAGAUUUCUUCACCAAUUCGCCGCAGUACACGAGAGAGAAGACGGGAGUACGAUGUGGGGAUCUAGCAAUGUCGUUCAAAUCAAUCUUCCAAGACGUAAGGAGCGCAGUAGACUACGUUCACAUUCACGGCGAUCUCAAAAAGAAGACUACAGAGAACCUGGAUUUGUAUUUGAAGAAGGAUGAGAGGCUGCCAAUGUUCCUCUCGAGAAUCACAGAGAGCGGAGCUAAGCUUUUCCUGCUGACGAAUAGUGAAUUCAAUUUUACGGAUAAAAUUAUGAACUAUCUGUUUGAUUUCCCGCAUGGUGCUAAGCCCGGCGAGCCUCACAGGAACUGGAAGACUUACUUCGACUGGAUCGUGGUGGACGCCAAGAAGCCGCUGUUCUUCGGAGAAGGCACCACUUUGAGGCAGGUGGACACUCGCACCGGAGCCCUGAAGAUGGGCCAUCACGUAGGCCCGCUGCACGAGGGACUCGUGUAUUCUGGAGGGUCGUGUGACGUGUUCACGGAGCUUAUCAGCGCCAAAGGGAAGGAUGUCCUCUACAUCGGAGAUCACAUCUUCGGAGAUAUCCUGAAGUCUAAAAAGAUUGGUGGAUGGAGGACCUUCCUGAUAGUUCCAGAGUUAGUGCAGGAGUUGCACGUGUGGACUGACAAAUGCCAGCUGUUCGCACAGCUUCAGAACCUUGAUAUACAGCUCGGUGAUAUGUACAAAGACUUGGACUCCAGCACGAAGGAGAAGCCAGACAUAUCCAAACUGCGCAUGGCCAUCCGUGACGUCACCCACAAGAUGGAUCUCGCGUACGGCAUGCUAGGAUCUUUGUUCAGAUCUGGAUCCAGGCAGACAUUCUUCUCGUCACAGGUGGUGAGGUACGCGGACCUGUACGCGGCGUCGUUCCUGAACCUGAUGUACUACCCGUUCUGCUACAUGUUCCGCGCGCCCGCCAUGCUCAUGCCGCACGAGUCCACCGUCGCGCACGAGCAGCGGUUCACCGUCGACACGCCCACCAUCGACCGUUCAAGGCAUCCCAGCGCCCAGCGAGGAUUUAGCGUCCACUCGCUUUCGGAGGACACAAUCGAAGAAGUUGUGCCUGCCAAAUGUCAGACCGAUGUCGUCGAUAAGGCGUCAAUGGUGCCUCACGCGCGGCCAGAGACCCCUCGCCAGCUCACGCACACACACGACGAAGACUGCUCCGACGACGAGGACGUGGCCAAGGCCGCCGCCAAGUAGACGCCACGUGACCGGGACGAGCGGGCGACUAACGCUGAACAUAGGCUUAGUGUGAGUUUACACCAAACGUCGUCACUAGCGAGCGAGAUUUCAGUUCUUGAGAGUUUCCGCUUGGGGCGCUGUACAAUCCGUCAUACAUUUAAUGUCACUUUUUACGCAGUCGACAUCGACUGCGUUUGACGUAAACUCACACUACGCCCCCAGAACACUCGAGUAGCAAGUAAUAAGGGCAGGAUAUUGAAGUGUAUUUCGUCGACUGGGGGCUGAACUACAGAUGAAACUGAUAUGUUUGUUAUCUGGAUGGAUUUUAGAAUUUUUAGAUAGUACUCGGUUACACUACCAAGCCUCAUAAUUAUUACACGUUGGCGAUUAAACGAAAUAAUAACCAAAUGUCAAUUUUCGUAAUUUAUUGAACUACAUAUUUCACUUGCGGUCGAUGAAAUACGCACCAGUGCGAUCGGACCUUAUUUGCGUCAAGUUUUUGAGUUUUCUGCUCUGCGUUGUGUCGUCUUACGUGCACCUUCAAUCUGAUGGCCUACACAAAGUAACAAUCAACUGUAACAACUAGUAAAACCAUCCCAACUGAGAUAUGAAAAACUGGAGCAUUUCUCUUGAGUAUAACGAAAUAAGAGCCCCAAAAAUCCACUGCCCCUUUACAUCUCGAGAAAUACGGUGAUAUCAUAAGAUUACGUGGCCAAGCCACGCAGCAUCUAUACAUACAAUGUAUGCCAAGUCCUAAAACGGUAUUCGAAUACCAACAUGACAUAUGAAAUGUCACAUUGUCUGAUUUCUAAUGUCGAAAAUGACAGUUCUAAUGUUUUGAAAUAAAAUCCUAGUAUACAUAAACGUGAAGACUAGAAAUCGAAAGGUUCGAAUAAUGUUACUUUGUCUACAGGCUCUGGAGUCAAUUCUGUGAUUUGUGUAGCUCAGUAGUGAUCGAUUUAAUAUUACGAAUAAGCAUUUCAGUUUGUCUGCGACGAUUGUCGAUGGAUGACUGUAGGACAAGCGCGAAGUGCUUUUGUAUCUGAAUAAGUGUUCUCGAAGUUAUGAUGUUUACGAAGCUUUCAAUUCGAUAGAAUUCCUUAAAAUUUAUCUCAUAGAAAUAAAACUAACAAACAAGCCGUAUAGUGUCGUAAGACUAAGGUUUUAGUAUUUUUUAAACAUUCUCAACCAUCUGCAUUAAAACAUCAGGAAAUUUUUAUUUUUAUGUAACUGUUGUUGAAUGAAGAAUCUAAUAAAAGUUGAAAUUAUUAUUUUAAUGUUGAAAGUAUAAGUUUGACUUAUUCUUAUUUAUGUCGGCCAACAAAAUGAUCGGCCAUUUUUAUUUGCCAAAGCGGUUUGACUCUGAUGUUAGAAAUUUUGUAAAACCGACCCUCUGUAGCUAGAAAUUAAAGCAAUGUUAUAAAAACACAGGGUCGAUAUAGAGUUGUGAUUUUUAUAAUUUGUAUUAUACGAGUUUAAUGAUGCCAUUGAUUGGGAGAUCUCUUACGAAGGAAAACAAUUUGUAGAAGCGACUCGGCUUAGGUUUUGAUGGUGAUUAUGAUUUGGGAAUAUUUUUGACUCGAAUGAUUCAUUGGGUACCUAUAUUUUGACAGGCAACAACGAGGUUUGCCUCGUGAACCUUUGAUGUUAAAAUUUCAAUCAAUGCGUAAAAACAUUUGCUGCUAGUUCAUUGUAUAUUUGAAUCGUAUGCUAAUUGUUGUUUUGUUGUAUCUAAAAUUUUAUUUUACAGUCCAGUCAAUAAUGACAUAGAAAUAAGGUUUUCACUAAUGGUAUUUUUUGAAGCAUCGCCCCUAAUCUUUGAAUAAACAUAACGUUAUCGUUUACUAAUAAUGGUUGUUGUUUUAUCAUUAUCGCUCAUUGUAAUGUAAUGUUUCGAGAUUCAUUACCAUUAGAAUAGAUUUGUUUGUUUUAUUGGAAAAGGAUGCCUUUAUCAAAAGGUUAACGAUUUCGCUGAUCUAGUCUCGUCAUUGUUGAAAAUCUUAUUACUAAACGGCUGGAUUGUGUUGAAUGUUGAUGUUGUGUAUCGUAUGCUAUUGUUUAUAUUUAUAUUAGUACACAUAGGUACAAAAUAAGUUUAUGAGGAAAUUAUGUGAUUUUUGUAUCUGUAGUUAUUCCACACUUUUUUAUGUAAUCACACAAAUCUUAGAUAUGUUAUAGAAAUGUAAUAAAUGAUUUAAAUAAAA
Ostrinia nubilalis (European corn borer) is the source of this 4206-nucleotide messenger RNA. It is a transcript of the gene Nt5b, whose product is annotated as cytosolic purine 5'-nucleotidase. Lineage: Eukaryota; Metazoa; Arthropoda; Insecta; Lepidoptera; Crambidae. The record is from RefSeq and is a predicted model, not a curated record. The transcript has 13 exons. Bases 197 to 2020 code for a protein of 607 amino acids. Gene Ontology annotation, molecular function: 5'-nucleotidase activity.